Messenger RNA from Schistocerca nitens (vagrant locust), 3565 nucleotides. RefSeq lists its product as uncharacterized. Gene Ontology annotation, cellular component: membrane. The record is from RefSeq and is a predicted model, not a curated record. The transcript has 11 exons. The coding region runs from base 162 to 2018 and encodes 618 amino acids. Gene Ontology annotation, molecular function: G protein-coupled receptor activity. Lineage: Eukaryota; Metazoa; Arthropoda; Insecta; Orthoptera; Acrididae. Gene Ontology annotation, biological process: cell surface receptor signaling pathway; G protein-coupled receptor signaling pathway.
GAGUAGCGUUCAUCUCGCUUCGUGAUAAACACGCAUCACCGCACCGAGCUGGAGGUAGCGCACGCGUACCGUGGCAUCUCGAAUGGGCAUCGCUCCUGCACUCGACCUGGAAUCUGCCGUACCGGAAAAACAGCAGUGACCUCGUGGUUUAUUACACAGAAAUGGGAGCCCAUCAAAAACUCCAUGGAGUAGCGAGACUGAAGAGCAGGCCACAAUAUGGAGUUGCAGUGUUGGUGUUGGCGUCCUUGGCAGUUCCGCUCUCCACAUGUUCGCUGGUGAAAAUUCCCAAGUGCUGCCCUCUGCACCAGCAGCUGUCGUACGACUUUGAUUCAUGCAUCGAUUACGAGAGCGCGGCUGCCACUGACAACGACACCAGCUGGUGGUUGUCGCCCGAAGUGAUCGACCAGAUGAACGCUGAGUGGGUGGUGGGCCCGGGACAGCGGCAGGCCUGUUCUGCAGCCGAGUCGACGCUGUGGCUGCAGGAGUUGGGAGACGUGGUCAUGACGGCAGGGGGCCGCCUGGAGCUGGACGUGGGUGGCGACAGCGAGCCGCUCCAGCUGGAACUGGACCCCCACCUCUACUGCCUGGACAGGACGCAGAUCGCCGGCGGGCGGCUCGUGGCGCUGUCUUGCCUGUGCGGCUCGGCGCCCCUGCGUUGCUGGACCAGCUGCUGCCCCGGCGGGUCGUCCCUCAGCUUAGUGGGCGAGCAGGCGGCGAGCUGCGUCUCCUCCCAGCACGAGCUGCCCGGCCACUGGGUGCCCCAGCCGCACCUCUUCACUCCAGGGGGCGGCGUGCCCUGGAGGGUCACCACUCUGCCCCAGUGUGAGGAGAACGAACACGUAGUGGUGCUGCCUGCUGGUAGGCGGUACCGGCUGCUGGCCGAUGGCGGCGCUGCUGUGGAGGAUGGGGAAUCCCCAGAAGGGAGACACCUGUCAGCCCACCAGUACUGCGCAGACGCGGAGCAUUUCCUGUACUGCAAGAGCAGGGUGGCCAACCCCAGCAGCGGCGAGCGCACCAGGCGCGUCGUCUACGUCUGUCUGCUGGUGCUGGGCACAGCCUUUCUGCUCGCCACUAUCGCCAUUUACUCCUGCUUCCCAGUGCUGCUGAGCCGGGUCUUGUCUCGUGCCCUGGUAGCACACUGCUGCUCUCUGGUGGCGGCCUACGUCACUGCCGCCGUACUGCACGCUGCCUCGCAUAUCCCGCACCCUGCCUGCACCAUCACAGCAUUCGUCAUGCAGUUCUCUUACCUGGCCGCAUUCUUCUGGCUGAAUGUGAUGUGCAUUGAUAUAGCACUGGCAGUGAGCCGGAGGAGCCGCCCCCAGGAAGGCAGCACACACAGGGAGCGGUGCAAGUUCCUGCUGUACUCUGGGUAUGCCUGGGGUGUACCAGCCACUAUUUGUGCCAUCACAGCUGCUGUGGACUUCUCUCUGGCAGUGCCUACCACCAGCCAGCUCAAGCCCAACAUUGGCACCAGAACUUGCUGGUUCCAAGGUGAGACAGCAAUGCUGAUAUACUUCUAUGGCCCUGUCUCAUGUGUGAUGGUUGUGAACGUGUUGCUGUUCAUUUUAACUGCUGUAAAUACUACAGUUAAAAGUGAAAACCAUGGUGAUGGUACUCAAACAGGUACUAUCAAGCUCAAAAAGAGGACACAAAGAGAAAGGUUGUUAAUGUUUAGCAAAAUAUUCAUCUUGAUGGGUCUAACUUGGGUAACUGACAUUUUGUCAUGGAUUUUUGGUGGACAGCACAAGUAUUAUUGGAUUGUGACUGACACAAUAAAUAUUUUGCGUCCCGCUUUCAUUUUCUAUAUCUUCUGCUGCAAUCGAAGAAUUCUGGAGAUGCUGGCAGCUCACCUGCCAUGUACCCCUGGCUGUUCUUCAAACCACACUAGCUCCAGUACAGAAUCAGGAUGCAGCCUGAAUGUUUACAGAGUGUGUUCUAAUAAUGACAGUCAUAGCCCAACAGUGCAAUAUAGAGCACUCACUGGUAGAGAAAUUUCACAUGGAGACCAUCAUCCAUGAAAAGCCUCAGCAAUGAUAACAAGGAAUCUACAAGGCCAAUAAUAAAAUAAGAAACACUUGAGCAGAAACUGAAAAUCUGAAAUCGAACAAUAUUCAGCUUUCCAUUCUGUUACUGGAAUAUGACUUUCUGACUAAGAAAUUUGGAUAAAAUAACUGGUAGUAGGAUGAACAAUGAAAAAAUUACACUGAAGUACAAAUUAAGGUUAUUAAUGAAAUAUGUAAAUUAAAGAUCUGAUGUUGUUACAAGUUGAGGAAAAUGGAGAUUUAGGACAUCCAUGGAAGUUUAAAAUUGUGGAACACCAUAACUCAUGGUUAAAGUUUUACUUUAUGCAUGGAGUUGCCUAAGUGUGUAUCAUGCACUAACUUAAAAUUCAGUUUUGACUACCUCUCUGUUAGACUUUUAAAUGUGCUAGCAAACUCACCAAUGUGUACCCUACAUCAAACUACUAAAUAUGCAAUUGCUUCUCCCAGUUGUGUGCAACUAAAUUUGUUUAGAUAUAAUUGAUGACUAAGCAAAUAACCAUGUGAAUGUGAUUGUAAUUUGUCGUAUGCUACAUUUGUUUGUUUAUGAGUGUGAUCCGUUGCUUUCAUAGAUUGCCUAUAAGUAGCAUCUUUGGGUGUGAUCUCAUUCCUCAAAGCAGAUGAGUGGAAUUGGACACUAGAAUUUGUCCACAAAGACAGGGUGCUCUGCUGUACACAGUACACAGUGCUGUGAAAUGUGUAACAUCCUUCAUUUAACAUUUUCUUAAGCACAACAAUAGGACCACACACUAACAAUGAAAAAGACUCCCAUACUUUCUUGCAUCCUCCAUACUUCAUGUUGGAAUGCCAGAUGAUGGGAUGUAACUUUCACCAGGCAUUUGCCAAACCUGAAUUCUUCCAUUGGAUUCAUUACUACAUAUCACUCAUUUGCAAUCAACACUGUGUAGCAGUGUUGAUCUUUACACAACUUCAAAUGUCCCUUAACAGUGACUACAGAAAUGUCUGGCCUAUAAGGAACUGCUUGAUGAUCAUACCCCUUUCUUUUUCAACUCCCUUCACACAGUCAUUGUGCUAGCUGGACUGGUUGGUAGCACUUUUGGGCUACACAGUAACAGAUUGUCCCUGUCAAUCAAUAUAUGAGGUUUGGCUGCUCUUGGCUCUAGGUGUUCCUUUGCAUUUCACUUCACAAUCAUAUUAUCAAAAAUCAACUUGGUCAGCUUUAGAAGGGUUGAAAUGUCCCUGGUGGAUUUGUUACUCUGGUGACAUCUGAUGACUAAUCCAAGUUCAAAGUCAUUGAGCUCUCUUGACCAACUCAUUCUCCUGAUAUUUUUUCUUCACUUCUCAUGAGAUCUGGUGGUCAAUUCUGCAUUACAUAGUGGUGUACAGACACUUUUGAUCUGACAGUGUGUUUACUACAGUCAACACAAUGCAUGUUAUUUGAUAUUUGUAAGACAGCUUUCUUUAGUAGAUAAUAAACUACUAACAGAAUAUAAAAAAGUAACUCAUUUUCAACUGCUUUGGGACAGAAUCGCUGGCCACUACUUUCUCAAACAAUACAAAAUUUU